Fusarium coffeatum is the source of this 279-nucleotide messenger RNA. RefSeq lists its product as uncharacterized. The transcript has 2 exons. The record is from RefSeq and is a predicted model, not a curated record. NCBI's taxonomy places the organism in Eukaryota, Fungi, Ascomycota, Sordariomycetes, Hypocreales, Nectriaceae. Bases 1 to 279 code for a protein of 92 amino acids.
AUGGGUAAAAAGCAGAAGGUCUCAGACUAUGUCAACAAUCUUGACCCCAAGAAAAUGACAGGCAACUGGACGCCUGCCGGGACCUGGCGCCGCAUUCACGGCGACACCAAGUCAUCAACUGGCGGCAAGUGGCACAUGGAGACCAUGACCACAUCCACUCAACCUGCCAAGUACAAAGUUAAACUUGUUGAGGAUGCUUCGACAAUUUGGACCAAGGAGUAUGAUAGUGAACCAACCUUUGAGAAGAUUGUGGAGGAUGUGCAAGCGGCCAAGGGUUGA